GGCUGCAUCGACAGCUUGCAACACUCGGCAUCUUUUCUGGAGGCGCCUCCUUCACCGGCUGCAGAUGGCAUCCGGCUGCGGGCUUGGGGCUCGCAAUUGAUUCUCGCCCUUGCCCACCUCGGAUCCACGGACGCACCUCUCCCUUCUCCUCCUCCCCUCGCGCUCCUGGGUCUAAGCCCAGCUCGCGAUCGCCGGGCGGAGGAAGCAGUCGCGGCGGCCGAGGCUGAGCAGCAGCAGCAGCGCGCUAGCUCCCUGACCUGCGGAGAAGCGCCCACCCGCGAGAGCCGACCUCCGGCUGCCUCCAGCGCCCCCCACCUUUUGCACCCCAAAUCGAGGGCUCCAGGGACCCCCCUUCCCAGACGCCACCAUGCUGGACCCUUCGUCCAGCGAAGAGGAAUCGGAUGAGAUCGUGGAGGAGGAGAGCGGCAAGGAGGUGCUUGGCUCGGCCGCGUCCGGAGCGCGCCUGUCUCCCAGCCGCACCAGUGAAGGCUCGGCCGGCAGCGCCGGGAUGGGGGGCGGCGGCGGCUCUGGGGCCGGGGUGGGCGCAGGCGGCGGCGGGAGCGGCGGCUCGAGCAGCGGCGGCGGGGCCGGGGGACUGCAGCCCAGCAGCCGAGUCGGCGGCGGCCGGCCCUCCAGCCCCAGCCCGUCGGUGGUGAGCGAGAAGGAGAAGGAAGAGUUAGAGCGGCUGCAGAAGGAGGAGGAGGAGAGGAAGAAGAGGCUGCAGCUCUAUGUGUUCGUGAUGCGCUGUAUCGCCUACCCCUUCAACGCCAAGCAGCCCACCGACAUGGCUCGGCGGCAGCAGAAGAUCAGCAAACAGCAGCUGCAGACCGUCAAGGACCGCUUCCAGGCCUUCCUCAAUGGGGAGACGCAGAUCGUGGCGGACGAAGCCUUCAUGAACGCAGUGCAGAGUUACUACGAGGUGUUCCUGAAGAGCGACCGUGUGGCCCGCAUGGUGCAGAGUGGAGGCUGCUCGGCCAACGACUCCCGGGAGGUCUUCAAGAAGCACAUCGAGAAGAGGGUGCGCAGCCUGCCCGAGAUCGACGGCCUCAGCAAGGAGACCGUGCUGAGCUCCUGGAUGGCCAAGUUUGAUGCCAUCUACCGUGGGGAAGAGGACCCCAGGAAACAGCAGGCCCGGAUGACAGCCAGCGCGGCCUCCGAGCUGAUUCUGAGCAAGGAGCAACUCUACGAGAUGUUCCAGAACAUUCUUGGGAUCAAGAAGUUCGAACAUCAGCUCCUGUACAAUGCCUGUCAGCUGGACAAUCCGGAUGAACAGGCGGCCCAGAUCCGAAGAGAGUUGGAUGGACGUCUCCAGAUGGCAGACCAAAUAGCCAGGGAACGCAAAUUUCCCAAGUUUGUUUCCAAAGAAAUGGAGAACAUGUACAUCGAGGAGCUGAAGUCCUCCGUCAACCUGCUCAUGGCCAACCUGGAGAGCAUGCCCGUGUCCAAAGGCGGGGAGUUCAAGCUUCAGAAACUCAAACGGAGCCACAACGCCUCCAUCAUCGACAUGGGCGAGGAAAGCGAGAACCAACUGUCCAAGUCCGAUGUCGUGCUAUCUUUCUCCUUGGAGGUGGUGAUCAUGGAAGUCCAAGGCCUUAAGUCCUUGGCUCCGAACCGCAUCGUGUACUGCACCAUGGAGGUGGAAGGAGGGGAGAAGCUGCAGACGGACCAGGCYGAGGCUUCUAAACCAACCUGGGGCACCCAGGGUGACUUCUCCACGACCCACGCACUGCCCGCGGUGAAGGUGAAGCUGUUCACAGAGAGCACAGGUGUCCUGGCCUUGGAGGACAAGGAGCUCGGGCGGGUCAUCCUCCAUCCCACCCCAAACAGCCCCAAACAGUCUGAGUGGCACAAAAUGACAGUCUCCAAAAACUGCCCCGAUCAAGACCUCAAAAUCAAACUUGCCGUCCGGAUGGAUAAGCCCCAAAACAUGAAGCACUCUGGGUAUUUAUGGGCCAUCGGUAAGAAUGUCUGGAAGAGAUGGAAGAAAAGGUUUUUUGUGUUGGUGCAGGUCAGUCAGUACACAUUUGCCAUGUGCAGUUAUCGUGAGAAGAAAGCUGAGCCUCAGGAACUUCUACAACUGGAUGGCUACACUGUGGACUACACUGACCCCCAGCCAGGUUUGGAAGGUGGCCGAGCCUUCUUCAAUGCAGUCAAAGAAGGGGACACGGUGAUAUUUGCAAGCGAUGACGAGCAGGAUCGCAUCCUGUGGGUCCAGGCUAUGUACCGGGCCACUGGACAGUCCCACAAACCGGUACCCCCGACCCAAGUUCAGAAGCUCAAUGCCAAGGGUGGGAACGUGCCUCAGCUGGACGCCCCCAUCUCUCAAUUCUACGCAGAUAGAGCCCAAAAGCAUGGCAUGGAUGAAUUUAUCUCUUCCAACCCCUGUAACUUUGACCACGCUUCCCUCUUUGAGAUGGUACAGCGCCUUACUUUGGAUCACAGACUUAAUGAUUCCUAUUCUUGCCUGGGCUGGUUCAGUCCUGGCCAGGUGUUUGUAUUAGACGAAUAUUGCGCCCGAAAUGGAGUUCGAGGGUGUCACCGACAUCUCUGCUACCUCAGAGACUUGCUUGAACGGGCAGAAAAUGGCGCCAUGAUCGACCCCACCCUUCUUCACUACAGCUUUGCCUUCUGUGCAUCGCACGUCCACGGGAACAGGCCUGAUGGAAUCGGAACUGUGACUGUUGAAGAAAAGGAACGCUUUGAAGAAAUCAAAGAGAGACUCCGAGUUUUGCUGGAAAAUCAGAUUACGCACUUUAGGUAUUGCUUUCCAUUUGGUCGGCCCGAAGGUGCUUUAAAAGCUACUCUCUCGCUCUUGGAAAGGGUUUUGAUGAAAGAUAUUGUUACCCCAGUGCCACAAGAGGAGGUAAAAACGGUCAUCCGUAAAUGUCUAGAGCAGGCCGCUCUAGUCAACUACUCGCGCCUCUCUGAAUAUGCCAAAAUUGAAGAGAAUCAAAAGGAYGCAGAAAAUGUAGGCCGGUUAAUCACUCCUGCCAAAAAGCUCGAAGAUACAAUACGUCUCGCUGAACUAGUCAUUGAAGUCCUUCAACAAAAUGAGGAACACCACGCAGAGCCACAUGUUGAUAAAGGAGAAGCCUUCGCGUGGUGGUCGGACUUAAUGGUGGAGCACGCAGAGACGUUCCUGUCCCUCUUUGCGGUGGACAUGGAUGCAGCAUUAGAAGUGCAACCCCCAGAUACAUGGGACAGUUUUCCGCUGUUUCAGCUACUGAACGAUUUUCUCCGAACCGACUAUAAUUUGUGCAAUGGAAAAUUCCACAAACACCUGCAAGACCUGUUUGCCCCACUUGUUGUUAGAUAUGUGGAUUUGAUGGAGUCCUCAAUUGCACAAUCCAUUCACAGGGGCUUUGAGCGGGAGUCAUGGGAACCAGUCAAGAGUUUAACCAGUAACCUACCCAAUGUGAACCUACCCAAUGUGAACCUUCCCAAAGUACCAAAUCUACCAGUUAACAUCCCUCUAGGCAUCCCUCAAAUGCCUACUUUUUCGGCACCGUCAUGGAUGGCUGCUAUAUAUGAUGCUGAUAAUGGAUCAGGCACCUCGGAAGAUCUAUUCUGGAAACUUGAUGCCCUUCAGACCUUCAUCCGGGACCUGCACUGGCCCGAGGAAGAAUUUGGAAAGCAUCUGGAACAGCGGCUGAAACUGAUGGCAAGUGACAUGAUUGAGUCCUGUGUCAAAAGAACCAGGAUUGCAUUUGAAGUUAAGCUGCAAAAAACCAGUCGAUCAACAGAUUUUCGAGUCCCACAGUCAAUAUGCACCAUGUUUAAUGUUAUGGUUGAUGCCAAAGCUCAAUCAACAAAACUUUGCAGUAUGGAAAUGGGCCAAGAGCAUCAAUACCAUUCAAAAAUAGACGAACUAAUCGAAGAAACGGUUAAAGAAAUGAUAACACUCUUGGUGGCAAAGUUCGUUACUAUCUUGGAAGGAGUCCUGGCAAAAUUAUCCAGAUAUGACGAAGGGACCUUGUUUUCUUCUUUUCUGUCAUUUACCGUGAAGGCAGCUUCCAAAUAUGUGGACGUACCUAAACCUGGAAUGGAUGUGGCCGACGCCUACGUGACUUUCGUCCGCCACUCUCAGGAUGUCCUGCGUGAUAAGGUCAAUGAGGAGAUGUAUAUAGAAAGGUUAUUUGAUCAAUGGUACAACAGCUCUAUGAACGUCAUCUGCACCUGGUUGACAGACCGGAUGGACCUACAGCUUCACAUAUAUCAGUUGAAAACACUAAUUAGGAUGGUAAAGAAAACCUAUAGAGAUUUCCGAUUGCAAGGGGUCCUGGAUUCCACCUUGAACAGCAAGACCUACGAGACCAUCCGGAACCGGCUCACUGUAGAAGAAGCCACGGCCUCAGUGAGCGAGGGUGGGGGCCUGCAGGGGAUCAGUAUGAAAGACAGCGACGAGGAAGAUGAAGAAGAUGAUUAGACCAUUUGGUCCUUCGAGUCCACUGGGACUGUCCUGUAAUCAAUGCAUGUCCUUAGUCUGUUAGUUAACUCCAUUAGGGAAUUUUCUGUCAACUACCAUGCCCAUGAGAUGUUUACCAAUACAAUUGCCAUUUUAGCUAUGUGGUACCAAGAUUAGCAAAUGACCUUCCAAUCCAUUGGUUUCCUUAUUUCCAUGUCUAUAUGUUUACAAGCAAUAUGGCGCACCAUUCUUUAAAUACUGUUCAUGGAGAAUACAUAGUCCAACUGCUAGACGGGUCUCUGUUACCAGCCAAGUGAAAUGAUGCUUCAUUCACAAACUGUGUAGAUAUUGAAGAUAAAUGGAUGUGAAGGCGAGGAUGCCGGAGACUUUUUUCUUUGAUUCAUGUUUGUGGAUGCUGGUUAUUUAAAUGAGUACAUAAAUAAUUUAAGCACAUAGAUCUGCUUUUUUUUUUUWAAAUACCAAAGGCCAGGCCCCAAUAGCCAACUUUUGGUUCUUUCUGUUCCCCUAAAACUAAAAAAAAAAUAUAUUUAAAAAAAUGGAAUCCUAGCAUCCUUGUUGGCCUAUCCUUUCAUCUAUAUUCUAUCAAUAUAGUUAGCCAUAAAAGGCUACAUACUGGCAGAUUAAUUCUCUUAAUUGCCACGGCAAGGGGGCAAUCCCAUCAUGACUUAGCAUGGAGCACAGUUCAGAGUAACUGUCUUCUGUCAUAAAGUUUAUCAUCCUAAAUGUUAACAUUUUGCUUUUAUGUUUCAAUAACUGUGUAUGUAAAAAAAAAAAACAAAACACCCCACCUGAAUAUUUAAAUGACAACCCUAGACUAUAAAUGUGUUUAUAAUAAGAUGUGGAUAUUUCCCUCUGUAGACUGUAAUCAUAAUUUAAAUUAUUUUGUUCCACACUGUUUUUUAUAUCUGUCAUGUACAUUGCGUUUUGAUCUGUAACUGCACGACCCUGAGGUCAGCUGCAGAGCGCUCUCUUCCUGUGUAAAGUAGUGGAUCCAUCUUGCUUUUGCCUUAUAUAAAGCCUACAGUUAUGAAAGUGUGGGAAACUGUGGCUUCUCAAUAAAUAACCAUUCAAAUGUCCUGAGAAUAU
Messenger RNA from Urocitellus parryii (Arctic ground squirrel), 5512 nucleotides. RefSeq names its product calcium dependent secretion activator (gene Cadps). The record is from RefSeq and is a predicted model, not a curated record. Gene Ontology annotation, biological process: positive regulation of exocytosis; dense core granule exocytosis; synaptic vesicle exocytosis. Gene Ontology annotation, cellular component: glutamatergic synapse. NCBI's taxonomy places the organism in Eukaryota, Metazoa, Chordata, Mammalia, Rodentia, Sciuridae.